Messenger RNA from Trypanosoma conorhini, 891 nucleotides. RefSeq lists its product as uncharacterized. The transcript has a single exon. The record is from RefSeq and is a predicted model, not a curated record. Lineage: Eukaryota; Euglenozoa; Kinetoplastea; Trypanosomatida; Trypanosomatidae. Bases 1 to 891 code for a protein of 296 amino acids.
AUGUUCCGUGGUCUGUUGGGCGGGGCAGGCCGGCAGUGGCGUUCAGAGCGGCGGCUUGCGACUGUAAUGGGCGCCACGCGUAGAAACCCUGCGCAGAAGUCGACGUAUCGCAUCAGUAGAACACAACUGGCGAAACAGAGUGCAUUGCGGGGGAACGAGGAUGCAAACCGAAAGCAAAAAGGCUCAAUGGGCCGAUCUAUUAGCUGCAGCGAUCUCUCGCAUGCGGACGUGGAAUUUUUACGCGGCCAGCAGGACGAGGCGCUUGCGGAGCAAGACGCAUGCGUGAGAUCCCCCACGCGCGACGCAGGUGCCGCCCAAUACCGUCUGCGUUCUUCGGCUUCUCCACAGCAACUACGGUACGGCAGUGUGGAUUCCGCUAGCGGCAAGAGCAUCGUUCAAGAGCGCUUUGAUGCGCUGGUGCAUGACGCGCUGUUGAAGUAUGGUCCUCCGCUUCCUGCCGAAUUCGUCUCGGAAAAUGAUAUCAUCGCACCAUUUGCCGCCAGUAACGAUUCUGCUGCGCCCGCAUCGUCGCAGAAGGAGGACCCUGGCGCCCACUACUUUUACGAUGAGGUGCAAGUCAGACCUCAGGAACUCUUUGGUAUCAUUCGACAGCUAGACCCUUCGUUUAGUGUUCGUACGCAUGCUGACGGCGUCCCCUUCUCGUUGCUCAUUAAAAACUGCCUCUAUCUUAGAGCCUGGGGAGGGAAGGUGCACUUCAUGCGCUGCCUGAGACGUCUGCCGCUGCGCACCGGUGGGGACGGCGAAGGUGAGGAAGCAGUGCGUGGGGAGGUAACGACGACGCUUGCAACGUACAAGAUGAGGGAGUCCCCCUCAUUCGAUGGCGUUCGCCAGGGCCCCCAGCCGUGGCUGUAUAACUAUCGCAUGAUGUGA